Molecule: messenger RNA, 288 nt
Organism: Baudoinia panamericana UAMH 10762
Lineage: Eukaryota; Fungi; Ascomycota; Dothideomycetes; Mycosphaerellales; Teratosphaeriaceae
Exons: 1
Source: RefSeq, a predicted model, not a curated record
GUGGCCGUGAGGGACAUCACGUACUACAUCUACUGCAGGAACGUGGCCGCGUGGGCGCAGAUAGAGUCGCCUACAGCCGCGCAUGAGAUCACGGAUGUCACUGGGAUCAACGUCCCGGUCAACUACGCAGUCGCGUUGCAGAAGUUCUACCCGUUGCCGACGAGGAUGGCAUUCCCGGUCGAGAGCUUGGUGAGGAGCGUGUGCAUCGGCACGUACAGGCUCAUGUUCGAGGUCAGGUACAUGGACGACGGCCCGGUGGUGGACUACAGGCCGCACAAGACCGUGAUC